Messenger RNA from Aspergillus fijiensis CBS 313.89, 465 nucleotides. Its product is annotated as LITAF-like zinc ribbon domain-containing protein. The record is from RefSeq and is a predicted model, not a curated record. Gene Ontology annotation, molecular function: zinc ion binding. The coding region runs from base 1 to 465 and encodes 154 amino acids. The transcript has 3 exons. Lineage: Eukaryota; Fungi; Ascomycota; Eurotiomycetes; Eurotiales; Aspergillaceae.
AUGGCCGAGAAAGCCACCCCUACUCCAGUCCCCACAUAUGAGAACUUGCAAGAGACCAACCAACCGAGCAUCAACCAUCCACCUCCGGCAUAUGCGCAGCCCCCGAUGGAAACGAUCACUCCUCCACCUCAGCCCCACGAGCCCUCGUCACAGAACUUCUACGCGGGGACGCAGACACACCACACGAGCGGUUACAAUAAUGCGACACCCCUGCAUGCGCUUCAACGUGGCCCAGCGCCCGUGGACUGUCCAAGUUGCGGCAGCCGUGAGAUGACGCGAGUGGUAGCGGAGGCGGGCAAUACUACACAUGCAUGGGCCGCAGUGACUUGCAUCUGCUGCUGCUUGGGCUGCAUUCCCUAUCUGAUGUCGUCGCUCAAGGAUGUGCACCACUACUGUGGAAAAUGUGGUGCAUUGCUGGCGACCUGGCACAACAGCGGACGGACGGAUGUGCAUCAACACAACUGA